This is a messenger RNA of Malassezia vespertilionis, 1140 nucleotides long. RefSeq lists its product as uncharacterized. Lineage: Eukaryota; Fungi; Basidiomycota; Malasseziomycetes; Malasseziales; Malasseziaceae. Bases 1 to 1140 code for a protein of 379 amino acids. The transcript has a single exon. The record is from RefSeq and is a predicted model, not a curated record.
AUGCGAAAAGGGAAAAGCAGUACCCGUGAGGAAUACAACAGCAAAGGAAAUGCGGACGAAAAUAAAAAACCUUUGGUGAAGCAGCAAUUGGGAAUCUCGGGAAUUGGCGAUCAGCUUCGUUCUAUGCUCGCAUCGCAAGGAAAAGCAUCCGGUAGCAAUGCCGGCGACAACAGCAUGAUCGGCGAAGCGAUGCGCGACAUGCGAGUCAAUAAUACUUCGACUGCCAUGCCAGGUGCUACUUUGUUUCGUGAAAGCACACAGCGCUCGCGUACUCCUACGUCAUUAGAUACGGAAUUUGACGCUUUUCGCCAAGGUACGACAGGGAAAGUCAUGUUAGGUGAGACAGAGACCAGUGGUACGGCAAACUCAUCGUUUGUGGAGCGAGCUUGGAGCGAAACUAUGCUACCCCAGCGCUAUGCAUCUGCACCAGUGCCGGUACAGACCGAUACAGACAAGGACGCAGCCGCUUUUUUUACCGCUUUCGAAAACGAGGGCAUCGACUUGGAAAAACCAACGGAGCUGGAGCCAAUAGCACAUCACCCCAUGUAUGUGCAACUUGUUGAGGAUUGGCGUCCACCUUCUCCUUCAGGUCAGCCGCAAAUGAUGCAUGAACAGUAUGCGAUGCAUGAACGUCUUGCACGUCUGCAGGCUGGGAUCGGUGAAGAGCAGCCCUACCGAAUUGCAGAAAAGGUUCAACCGCCGGAAGAUGAUGCUGAACUUCAUGAGGGCGUUUAUGCACCCACAACAGAGCAGGCUCUUGCCAGCGUUUGGGACACGCAAGCUACGCGCGAGCAACGCGUCGAAAAGUACCGCGAAAAUAAAAAUACGCGACCUGUAAGUGAUUUAAACAGGUAUACCCAAGUGCAAGGUCAAGCAAUUGUAGAUAAACUGAGGGGCUGGCUUGUUCGCGAGGGCUACACGUCGGAAGUUUACGGUCUUCCGCCCCUUGCGACACGCAUUUUUGGAGAAGCGGUCUUGGAGACACGCACGGAGAAGGACGAGGAGCUGCGUGCAAAAGCAAUUCGUCGCUUAGAGGCGCUUUACAGACAUUUGGAAGCACCAGCCUCGCACCAAGCUCCAAAAUCCAAGGCCGGCGAUAUGGUUAUGGAAGAAUGGUUGCAUAGUCAUAACAAUAUAUAA